Messenger RNA from Engraulis encrasicolus (European anchovy), 2072 nucleotides. It is a transcript of the gene dcst1, whose product is annotated as DC-STAMP domain containing 1. The record is from RefSeq and is a predicted model, not a curated record. Lineage: Eukaryota; Metazoa; Chordata; Actinopteri; Clupeiformes; Engraulidae. Gene Ontology annotation, cellular component: membrane. The transcript is spliced from 15 exons. Bases 8 to 1984 code for a protein of 658 amino acids.
UGAAAGGAUGCUUCCAGAGUUUGCCCUCAGGUUCUUAUUCGGCCCACCUCAUGAAUUUCCCCGCGCCCGUCUCCUGUUAGGGGCAGUGUUUGGUGUCAUUAGUGGAGCAGCGUUAUACUUGGGCCUGAUGCACAAUAUUGCCAUGACCACCAUCCAAAGGCUGAUAGUUGGCUAUGUGUUUGUUGGUGUGUGCGUCCUGGGUGGAAUGUUCUCCUCAAGAUUCCGCUGCUCUGUGCUUCUGAUGUUCCCAAGCAUCAUUGGUUCUCAAGGACGAACUUAUCUCAUGCUGUUUGUUAUAUUUGGUCUUUAUCAGGGUCCCAUCUCCAACAUUGCUCAUAACAUUAACAAUGUGGCCUUCUCCAUGGGCUGUAAUCUAGACUUGCAGAUAAAACACAGCAAGGUGAUGUGGAGUGUAACGAUGGACCCCUUUGUUGAAGUCGUCCAGGAGAUUGUGGACAGUACAGAGGAGCUUCAAAAUGAUGCCCACAACAUUACCAGCAGUUUCCAAGGCAUCCGAGACGAGGUGCUCAGUAACUAUGGAUACGCCAACGCAACGCAGAACACCACCGGCAACAGCACCCAGGAAGCCUUCGUUGCCAAGACGAUGAUGCGCUGUGACUAUGUGGUGGACCAGGGAAUAGAGCGCUGCAAGGCCUGGUUUGGGGGCAAGUGGCAGGAGUGCAUGGACUGGGUCUUGCUGCCUCUCAUCAACUACCUGCUGUGUCUGCCUAUGAAGUUUGACUUCCUCUGCAAUGUCAUGACAGUGUUGACCCCCUGGUGUAGAGAGGAGGUGCCAGUGGAGGGGAACUUUGGGCAGACCUUCGACAAGCUGUCAGCGUCCAUAGACCAACUGGGGGCAGAGUUCCACACCAGCAUGACGCUUCAGCAAGUUGAGCAGCAGUCCAUGUUCAGCCUGUCGACGCUUCAGGAGGAUUUCUCCUCGGAGCUCAGGAGGGUAUUUGAGGAGAAGAGGGCUGUUGUGGAGCGGCUGCUGGAGCUCCUUCACCUCAUCUUCUCCUUCGCCUUCAUCGCCGUGUUCAUUAAUGCGUUUGGAUAUUGCAGACAGUAUAACCAGGACAUUCGCUUUGACAAUCUUUACAUUACGACAUACUUCAGGCAAAUUGAUGACCGCAGGAGAGAAGCAGGCAAGAGGUAUCUUUUACCCCUGAAGAAGGCUGAGCAAAAGCACUUGAUCGAGCCCUGGAGUAUUGCCAUUCAUCCCAGUGAGCUGAAGCUGGUGGUGGUUGGCCUGCUGCAGGUUUUGUCUCUCUCUCUCUUCGCUGGCGUGCUGCUGGCCCUGGACUGGCUCAUCUAUCACAUAUUUGACAUCAUCCAGAAGCACUCAUUCACAGAGUACUCUCUCACAAGUGAGCAGCACAUAGACAUUGAUGUGGGCGGAGACUCCAUCAUUGCCAAUCUCCUGCGGAAGACGAUUGGUGCUUUCAACAGCUCCGCUAGCGUGGACAUGCAGACCAGCAACCAACACUGCCUGCCGCAGCCCCAGGCGCUGUCCUGGGAUCAGUAUCUAUGGAGCGUGGCGCCCCUGGUUGUCAUGGCGAUCAUGUGCUGUGUUCAGGUGUACACCAACAGACUGCGGCGCGUCAUCGCAGCCUUCUACUUCACCAAGAGAGAGAAGAAGCGGAUUCUGUUCCUCUACAACAUGCACAUCAAGAAACGCAUCAUGUUUGUCAACAUCCAGCGUAGAAAGCUGAUGACUACACGGCGGCCACAGACCUCUUCCUUCCUGGUCCUGAUGGAGCGUCUGAUGGAGCAUCUGGGCGUGAGGCUGCGGUGGUGCUGUGUGUGUGGGGAGCGCCAGAAGGGCGGCCGGGGGUGUGUGUUGGUGUGUGCAGCGUGCGGAGUGGCCUACUGUACGCAGUGCUGGAGAGACCUGGACCAGCUCUGCUGCGCCUGCACGCCACUCAAGCAACUUCAGGGAACUGACUGUGGAGACGACAAUGAUGAUGUUUAUUACAGUGACUAGAGUUUAAUUUCUAAUGUAUGCGUUAUAACCACAAACAAAUUUUAAUUUCUUUCUGUUUAUUUUGUUUAUUAUUAUUAAAUGAGAUGUA